GAGGGGGCACCCAGCGCGAGACCCAGGGACAGCUCGGGAGGGACGGAGCCAGCGCGAGAUUCCGUAGCCAGCGCCAGGCAGAGGUGCGGACCUGAGGCAACCCAAGCGUGCCCCCCGGUCUCGAGGUGAUACUCUAUGGGAACUUGAUUUGAUUCUCGAUGGGAAGCCAGUGGAGGACAGGGUUGAUGUGUUUGCAGUAGCCAGUAUUGCUGAGAAUGUGCUUCAGCAUUCUGUAUCAUUGGAGUUCUUAAGCACUGAAGACUUCAUGCCCAGCUUUGUCCAGCUAUAUGAAAUAUGGGAGACGACAGGCCGUUUGUGUGCAAUGCCCCUGGCUGUGGACAGAGGUUUACAAACGAGGACCACCUGGCGGUUCAUAAACACAAGCAUGAGAUGACAUUGAAAUUUGGUCCUUCUAGAACCGAUUCAGUCAUCAUAGCAGAUCAGACUCCGACUCCAACCCGUUUUUUGAAGAACUGUGAGGAGGUGGGGCUCUUCAAUGAAUUGGCCAGUUCCUUUGAGCACGAGUUUAAGAAAGCCACAGAGGAUGAUGAGAAAAAGAAUGCUGGACCUCUGGACAUGUCUCUGCCCUCAACCCCAGACAUCAAAAUAAAAGAAGAGGAGCCAGUUGAGGUGGAUUCUUCCCCUCCAGACAGUCCUGUAUCCAGUCCGCAAUCCCCACAGAUCCAAGAGAAGGAGAUCACUUCAAAGCCGGUUAUAAUUUCUACUCCUACUCCAACCAUCAUGCGUCCAGGGUCACUGCCACUACAUUUGGGAUAUGACCCGCUACAUCCCACUCUCCCCUCCCCAACCUCUGUCAUCACCCAGGCUCCACCUUCCAACAGACAGCUUGGGUCUCCCACGGGCUCCCUCCCACUUGUUAUGCACCUUGCGAACGGACAGACCAUGCCUGUCCUCCCUGGCCCUCCUGUACAGAUGCCUUCUGUUAUAUCGCUGGCUAGGCCAGUGUCCAUGGUGCCCAACAUUCCUGGUAUUCCUGGUCCACCCAUCAACAGCAGUGGUUCCAUUUCACCAUCAGGCCUUCCAAUGCACUCUGAGGCUAAAAUGAGACUGAAGGCCAGCCUGACGCACCAGGUUUCUUCCUCCCUGAAUGGCAGCAGCCUGGUUGUAGGGUCAGCAAGCACGAUGGUGACCUCACGUCCAGAGCAGGGUCAGAUACUUCUCCAGCACCCAGAUGCACCUUCUCCAGCUCAGCCACAGGUUUCCCCUGCUCAGCCCACACCUAGCACUGGUGGCCGGCGAAGACGCACAAUGGAUGAAGACCCGGAUGAGCGCAGGCAGCGUUUCCUGGAGCGGAACCGUGCUGCAGCCUCUCGUUGCCGUCAGAAACGCAAACUGUGGGUGUCUUCCCUGGAAAAGAAAGCAGAGGAGCUCACGACACAGAACAUCCAGCUGAGUAAUGAAGUUACACUACUGAGGAAUGAAGUUGCUCAACUUAAACAGCUACUGUUGGCUCACAAGGACUGCCCAGUCACUGCACUACAGAAAAAAACACAGGGGUAUCUUGAAAGCCCAAAGGAGAGCUCUGAGCCUACCGGUUCCCCUGCUCCUGUCAUCCAGCACAGCUCCGUGACAGCAUCCCCCAACGAGCUCAACGUCCGCUCUGCAGCUGAAGCUGUUGCCACUUCGGUCCUCACUCAGAUGGCAAGCCAAAGGACAGAACUGAGCAUGCCCGUACAGUGGCACGUCAUUAUGGCUCCACAGUCUCAGUCUGCUGGCAGAUGAUGUCACAAACCACGUGACAAAGAACUAACCCAUAAGAACUUGCAGACCGAGAGACUGAUCAUAGCUAAGUCCCUGCUUAAUGGGGGCAGAUAUGGAUUUUUUUUUUUUAAGUGAGUUAAGGGCAGCUAUGGAAGCUUCUUUAUACUGCAUAUCUUAUACAGAUCCUGGCCCAAAACCAUUGUCAUGUGAUCACCUGUCCGUACAGGAUGGCUUCAGAUUGAGGGAUUUCUUGAUCCCUUAGUGAUGAUCAAUCAACUUGCAAAAUCAUCAGAACACAAAGAGCCUCAUUUGAAUGCAUCUUGAAAGGUUCAUUUUCAGGUAUCAGUUACAUUAACACUAAAGCUCCCCUGGCUUGUGAUUUCUCUUGGCAUUAUUGCUAUUUUAAGUUUCACCUGUUAGCAGAGGAAAGUAGCUGUUGGGAGGCUGUGACAUUUACUGGUGCUGUCACUUUAUUUUUAACAGCUUGCUGCUUCCAAUCAUCUGUUUCCCCAUCACUGCUCUAGCUGACCUGAAAUGUUGCACCUUGGCACAAGAAUACUGGCCGAGUUUUCCACUCGGGCUAGUGAGAUUCAAAAGGCUGAGGAUAAUGGGCUUCCUAAUCCAUGGGUUUAACUUCCCUGACACCAAAGCUUUCUGGUUCUGAAGCAAGCCUGGCACCUCUAAUUCACAUGCAAUUAACCAUCAUUGACUGCUGUAACUUGUGGGGUUUUUUCAGUAUGUGUUCGCAGUCACUGGUGCAGCAGUAGGAACUGUGAACAUUUCAUGUGCUUCUCUCUUAAUUGACACCAUAGCUGCUAAUGAUGCAGGUACCUUCUUCAGAAAAGGGCCUGCUUAUAAAUCUUCCAUACAACAGUAAAGCAGCACCAAGCUGCGGUCUGCCAGGAAAAGCUGCUCUGUGUGAUGCAUGAAAGGAUGAGCUGGGGCAGAUGGAUAUAAUGCGAGUCCUGGAAUUAACCGGCUACAAAAUCCACUACCCAUCUCAACAAGUCACGAAUUUAACAAACAAACCCCGCACGUGUCAAAGGAUUGUCUCCCGUACAUUUAACCUGAUGACAUUAUAAAGUGGUGGCCUUAAACGAAGGGAGGUGGACGCAUAUCCCGCUUGCCCGGCCUUUUACCUCUUUUAAUGGUUUUCUUCUGCUCCUGGUAGUGGUAUAUCUAUUGCUUUUCCUCAAGAGCAAAUGUAGUACUUUUAGAGCUUCCAGGUUCAUGGGGUAGAUUUAAAACCAGCCGUGACAUUUUAAAGGCACUUGGAAUUGUCUGCUCAUUGCCAAAGUGUGCAUGUGUGUGUGUGUACUUUCUUUAGGUUGUCAUUGACCUUUUGCUUGCUGGGUAGUAGUUGUAGAUUUGAAUUUGUAUUUUGGGAGCCAGAAAGGGGUGCUGUGUGAAUUUGUGCUACAGCAAACCCAUCAGUCGGUGAAACUCUCAGCACUUCAUCUUUCUUGCCUUCUUUAAAAACACUUUUCCUUCAGUUGAGCUCUUCGACCUCUUCACCCUGAGCUUCCAGACCACCUCAAAUCGCACUUGCCACUUUUGAGCCGAGUUAGUUUGGCUGAGUCAGUAGUUUGGCUUAUCUAGACUUGGAAUAUUUGCCAGGGACAGCAAUACCCAAAGCAAAAUCUGAGCAUGUAGAAUUUGACCCACCCACCCCUAGAUACAGGGAAAUUCCAUUUAUUUCUUUUUUAAUUAGGGGGUCUCGUCUCCUCCUUUUCUCCCUCAGGUUUCUCCAGGCCUCUCUGCCAUAUUCUCUAAUGUAUUUCAUGGUCCUAGUUGUCUCUUAAUACACUGCCACCAUGUGUUUGUCUCACUCUAUCACACACAAUCAUUCCUGAGAUUUUGUGUUUCUUUGCCCUCUCAAGACUCUGGAGCUAGCAGCUCUUGCAUCUCUGUUUAGAACCUGUGUGUAGUUACUGCAAGAGGCAUUCCAGAUCAGGCACUUCAUUUUUUUCCGUUAAAGUUGUUUAUAUAGAGAAUUUUCGUAUAGGAAAGUGCUUUGAGUAUAACUGUCCCAACAGGGUGUCUGUUUCCUUGAUGACAAAGAGCUAUACCAUCAGCCGGGUUUUCAGGAUCUUGUGAGGAUAAUGCAACCAAGGAAAUGGUUUAUAAAGUCGAACGGCCUGAUUGGACAAGACACGGGGCCUUUAUUUGGCUAAGAAUCCAAGACAGAAAGGGCUCAUGGCCAUGUUGUCAGAGGUCUAAUACGACAGCAGGGAAUCUGUUUGUCACCAUGACUAAUUUAGUCUCUUGCAGACACUUCACUGUCUUGUAAGGAAUAGGGUGCAUAGCUCUGACAGAUUCAUUAGAAUAGCUGGAUUCAUAUGUGUGGUUCAAGAGGCCCAAACAGCAUUGACAUGAUGAUUGAUCGUACUCCACUUCCAGCCUGCAGGCUAACAUUAGUGUCUCAAAGCUAGUGGAUGUUUAACAAGAGGUAAGAGAAGCCAAUUUUAACACCAGCACCAGUGCAUGUUGAGACAGCACCACUGGGUAAAUACUGCCUAUCGAUAGCCUUAACACAUGCAUAAAGCAGCCUUCAAAUACCUUCAGUUGUUAAGAGGCUGGCAGCUCAAGGAUACAGCUGCACAAUAGACUGUACAAGGGGAUGGGGUGGUAAGUACAGCUUGAGUUGGACAAGUGUGAAAGGCUUUAACUGAAAGUGAAUUUGCCUUGGUGCUCACAAACCGUAUUAAUUUCCAUGGAGACUUGUACAAGGGACCAUUUUUUUGGUCUGUGGAAAGCAACACGCAUGUGCACGUAUGUGUGUUUUCACAGCUAUCUUGGAAUCGUUUCUUUCCUUCUUCCUGCUCCUCGAACUUAGUCGGGACUGAAACAAUACCAUGUGACUUAGGUGACCAGUCACGUUUCAAACAGGGGGUAAUCAAAGGCAUAGUAGAAUGGAAUAGCUUCCCAGCACUGCAUAAGCUGGAGUGGAUUUGUGUAACGAGUUUGAAAGCUUCAGAUUGCAAACAGACUUGUAAAAAUCAGUCCAUUGAGCAAAAACGGACAAUGUUUUUUUGUUUUUUUUUUAACGGAUUCUGUUCUAAAUAGAUCACUCUGCUACAGUCACGACUAAGGGUCUGUCUGCCCAGUAGAAACUGCACAUGGGCUAGCUGAAUCCAGCUACUCAAGACAGCAAGCCGAUUAUGUACCCGGGGUCCAUGCUGGGCUUGUGCUCCCCUGAGCUGCAGCUCGUACCAUGUUGUGUUCAUUGCUACUGUUACUCAUGCGAGCUGGAUUAAAGCUAGCUCAGGUAGACUAGCCCAUGCACGGCUUUUGCUGUGUAGACAGACCCUAAAUUGCUGAUUCUUUUCUUCCCAGCACCCGUCUUUAUAAUGGGAGGGGCUUAAGAGGUUCAGAAAACAGGGAGAUGCUUGAAGUGGAAAAACGCAAGUGUCAGUGUAAUGGACUCUGGUCCCUGCUCGCUACUGGCCCCUUGUGGUCAGUUGUGGUGGUGUCAGAUCCUCCAUCUUAAUUCGUCCUUCCUAGGACUUCUUCCCGUAAGUUCAAAACAGCCCUUUUUUCAACAGAAAAUCCCCCAAAUAAGGGAAAAACCUCAGGCCUCUGGUCCCAUUCUUGUUCCUUCUUAAAAGGACCAGUCAUCCAGACACACAGCAACCCAGUCAAGGGUAUUUCCCACAUGCCUCGGUUUCUGACAGUCUGAACUGUGGGGUUGCUUCUCCCUGGGGUCUGGAGGCAGACUAAGGGAUUUGGCCGCAUUCAGGUAGCUAUGGGUAAUGGGUGAUUUUGCUGUAGAUUCUGACUCGGGUUUGAGUGAGCAGGAAAAAGCAGAAGAAUUAUAGGUACUAUAGUCUUUAGUCACUACAGCUGUAAGUACAGCAACCAUCGUAUUCGUUACCAAAAUGGUGUUUAACUGAUUGAGAGGUGUGUGAACUUGCUCCCUGGGACAGUACAGCAUUAGUGUAAAAUCUGGCUGCUUUUUGCUCUCCUUACUUAACCACUGGGGAUCAAAAAUUACACAAGUCUGCGAUCUGUUUGUUGCUACCAGGUCCUGCCAGAAAACUACAGCUGGCCAGACAGAGCAGUGACUAUCAGGGGGUGAGACUUCAUGCCCUACUGGGUGCUAGAAACAUACAGUGUACCCAGGGAAUAUUUCCUGCCCUGACAAAUCACCAGAUACCAGACCUUAAAAUCUUGUCCUUCGGAUUACCAUCUUGUGCCCCACCCGCUUCAGUUCUGACAUGGUUUGUGUGUAUGCUCUGCUGAACGUACAGAGCUAUAAACUAAUGCUUUCUACCAUCUGGAAGCAGCCGGGAAUUCCAUCUUUCAGAUAGUGUGUAAAGCAUUAAUCUUUAUGAGGGUUCAUGGGCAGCUACUAAACAUCCAGCCAGAACUGGAAGUUUAGAGGCGAGGAAAGCAAGAUGAUGAUUUGUGUGACAUGAUUUUAAAUGUACACUGUCAAGUUAAAUCACAUUUCAGUCUGACAAUUUUUACCUCCUCUUUAUAGGCGUUGCCUAAGAUUGCUAGCAGUUGGAGAUAAAAAAUAAUAAUUUGUAAAUUUCCCCCCCUUGUUUAUUUACUCUGCAUAUUUAGCAAUAUCUUAGUCGGGUUUCAGUAUUUCUCCUCUGUCACUUAGUCAGUUCCCCUGUAUGUUUGAGUCAUUAGUGUGUUAAAGGGAGAAACAUCUUGGAAAAAUAGGAAAAUGUGCCUGUAAAACUGCAAAAGUUGGCAGGAGUGCUCAGGAGACAUGUAGACCAGAAACUGCUUUUAAUGGUAAUUGACUGGAUUUCAAGCUGACUGUUUCCCCUUGAAGUGUAUUUCACUGAACGUGCAAAAACAAUGUUCAGUGUUUAAAAUACCUGAAUGUAUUUAAAUAGAAAACUCAGUAGUUUCACAGAAGAGGUGGAAGUGAGUUUAAUCUCCGGCUGUUUUUCUGUCUCCCAGCAGAGUCUGAGCGUGUCUGAGUCCCAGGUUGCUGAAGACAAACAGUUUAUCUUUCUGUGUUCAAAAUAGGCACAUGGGCAUGAAACGUUCUCCAACUUCCUUCAUGGGGCCUAGGGAGCUCCUUGGUAAUGACCUUAGCACUCAGAUGUCCUCUCUGACCUCCCUGGACGAAGGAAAUACAGCGAGGAGACAAAGUUCUAAUUUUGACACCUUUGAGAUGUUCUGUAGAACAAACUCAAGAUAGCAAACGUAUUGAAAAUAACUUCAGUACUUUAGGUAACACCUGUAUUUCUAGGUCCAAUAUCUUAGAACUUGCUACUUCUGGAAAUACUGGCAGGAGCAGUACAAAUGCUGUCAGGACCAGUAACUCCAUCCUCCAUCUCCCUCAGCACGGUUCCUGGAUCAGUGAUCAGAAUAAAACAUAUUCUGUUCCUACUCAGUGUCCAUUUCAACUAAGGCUUGCCACUGAAUGAAUGUGUUGCUAGAGCAGCUCCAGAUUUGGUGGUUCCCCACAACUACGUAGCUAGCUUAAUAGUAUACAAGAUAGCUUAGCUUUCACUGACAAGCUGAUCUUUGCCUGGCCUUAUUAAAAGGGACAGAUUUAGAAGAAGUAAACAGGAGUUUCAGAUGUGUAAAUGUCGGAGAUCCCCUUCAUUAUCGGGCACACACCUGCCUGGUAUUACCUUGUGAAAAGCAAUCAUGGCUGUGCAAAAUGUUUAAAAUAGGUUAAAGGUUUUUCUGAAAGUAUUUCAUUUUAAUCUCCCCAAUCCUGAUUUUAAUAUCAGCCCUUCCCUUCCCUCCCAAGUCCCUUGCUGUGAGCUAGCCUGAAAUGUAAAUAGGCUGGGAGCUGCUUCUCAUUUUGAAGCAGACACAUCUAUGUAGAAUGUUCUCAUCUCUCCCACUUCACGUAGAGGGCCUGAUCCUCGGAGAUGCCAAGAGCACUCCUCUCCCAUUGAAACCAGGAAGAGCUAUGGCUGCUAAAUAUCUUGCAGGAAGCAUCACUGGAUUGAGGCCCAUAAGGGAGAGAUGCUACCAAAGAGCCCUACUAGCUCCAGUAACUUGUGGCAAAAUCCUUUGCUGUUUUCUUACCAAAAUGAAGCGGUGCAGUGCAUUGCAUGCAGACAGCACUUCCUGAGCGGCUCAGGAUGUCCAUCUGCGAGUCGUCUGUCAAGCAAACGAGUAAUUGUGCUUUUAACUAGAUUAGUCACCUGUAUGGGAGUUAUCAGGGCGGUAACCUAGGGAGAGGAUGGGCUCUGGAGCAUUGCAACAGAUGCAAAAAAAACCAGAAGAUAACGUUAUCGGAUUUCAGAUUUGUUGGUUUCAAUGGACAACCACUUCGGUGCUAAGUUUUGAAUUUUAGGGGCCCUGUUUUUCCACUGGGGCCUCAUUUAAUCGCCACUGCAUGGGUUUGCUCGUGCAAAUAGACUGGCCGUGCUCGAGUAAAUAAAUACUGCAGACCUAGAGGAGGCCUGCUGAAAAGAUGAGGCCCGUGUGAAGUUCUGUCCUGUAGCCAAGCAGCGAUUCCAGCCCCUGAGGAGCAUUUAUAUCAUGAGGAAUAUAAUUCACUGACUGAGUGUGUGUUUAGAACAAUUAUGAAACCAGUUGCUAGGUUGUUCCUUUAAAUCACCAGCUUUUCCGUAAUUGCAGCUUUUCCUAGAGAUGAUUUCCUGUUAAUCUGUGUGUAAAAUUACUGAUCGCUGUCCAGGCAGUCCUGCCUUCUUGGUCAUUGGUUGUGGCUUUGUGAUCAUCCUUGAGGGUUGUACAUGUUGGGAAUUGCCUUCCAGAUCUAUACAUGGGGGGUGUUCUUUUUUUUUAAUCUCAUUUUCCUGUGCUGGUGCAGCUACCCACAUAAAGGCUGCAAAUCCUCAUGGACUUGUUCGGUGACAGCUGCUUUUUCAACCUAGAGUGAAGAACUUUUUUUAGAAAGCAAAACCUUAGGUUCCUGAAUAGGUGGCAGUACCCACAGAUGGCUCGAACUCCACGUAGUCCGCAGACUUGCUGCGCCUAGGAGUCCUUUUUGUCCUCCUAGUCCCUGGGCUUUUCAGGCAGCCUUCCCAAUAUCAUCGUAGGGCUCGGAGUUCGCUAAAGUGAGUUUCCCUGGCCAUCCCUGUUGCUUUAGAAGAUCUUCAGCGAUUAGUUGUCUUAGGCCGAAGGGGGCCGUGACUAAUGGCAUUUUCAAUUAAUUGACUGCCCACACCUACUUUUCAAGAAAAUGUCUCCUCCUGGGAACAACACAGAAUGGGGGGGAGGGUAGCUCAGUGGUUUGAGCAUUGGCCUGCUAAACCCAGGGUUGUGAGUUCAAUCCUUGAAUCCCCACUUAGGGAUCUGGGGCAAAAAUCAGUACUUGGUCCUGCUAGUGAAGGCAGGGGGCUGGACUCAAUGACCUUUCAAGGUCCCUUCCAGUUCUAGGAGAUUGGUAUAUCUCCUAUUAUUAUUAUCUUAAUGUUUUGUGAUGUGUGGCCUACUUCACAGUGGGGAAAAUGAUCCCCUUCUGGCUUAUUUCACGAGGCCAGGAAAAAUAUUAGUAUGUUCAAAAGUACAUUUAAGUUCUUACUGAGCAAGGACUAAGCACUAGUGGUAGGAUCAUACUCAUUCAGAGCGGUGUUUUUUAAUCAGUUAGUGUUUACCACGGUUAUAAUAGAAAAAAGUAAUUUAUUAUUUAAUUAGAGGCAAUUAUGAUAGACGUGCAUUUCUUUCCCUACAACAUCAGAAUGUCGAACCCCAUGACAUUCUCAGCAAGAAUCUAGCCUGGGCCCUCAGGGGCUCAUAGCAGAGAGAAACUAAUUUUCUCCUUUUGUUUUCCCAUCCAAUUAAGACUAAAAAUAUCGUCUCCCUCUGUAUAUCUCUUGAAUUCCACUGUUGCUUUUUGAUAAAAUUAGGUGUGGAGGAGGACGUCAACCAAAGCAUUAGUGUUGCCUCUUCCUUGUCGCUGUGGCUUGACAACACCCUGAUUGGUACAAAAUAAAAAUUUAAAAAAAUCUAAAGUCAACAAAACAAAACGGGGCUCCUGACAGACAGCUCUUGGAUGUGAGAGCAGCUGGCACUAAUUCCUUCCCUUCAUUGUAACUUUUCUCUCACCUUUGUCAUGGCCUGCUAUAUUUUUACAGUACACACACCUGGGGUAGUUAGCGUGACCAGAUGCCCUGAUUUUAUAGGGACAGUCCAGAUUUUUGGAUCUCUUUCUUAUCUAGGCUCCUGUUAACCCCCCACCCCCUGUCCCGAUUUUUCACAUUUUCUGUCUGGUCACCCAAGGGGUAGUAAUCUUGUACUCAAAAGCUCUUGUUACUAUUAGGGUUGAGCAUUAAUGGUCGUGAAACGACUAGUACCUUUAAGAGCUCAUCUGACAGAAUUGUGGUGCCUUUGCUUUAAGAUUUCUUCUGGUUGCCCGCCAAAAGAGAUGCGAGUUCGCUGGGAAGAGGGGUGGGUUGGAGGACCAGGCAGGGCUGGGUUAUGAAAUUUAGUAAGUCCUGUGCUCUGUGGGUCUGCAGCCAAGUACAAAGAAAAAUCCCCACUUUUCAGCUCAGCUCAGGUCCUUUGGCUCCUGUAUUAGCAAGUUCAGGGCAAUAACUGGGAGGUCUUGACUCAUCAACACUAUGCUGGUGAAGGAGCUAAUUUCCUAGUACUUUUGACUUAAAUAUAUCUUCCAGAUUGUGCUGCAGUUCCCUGGGAGCAGGAACACUCUGCUGGUCUCAUUCCAAGAGGCAAUUUAGUGUAGGUUCUCGGUGGACUAGGGAACUGCAUGGUGAGAAAGCUGUGGGUUUUGUGGGUUAACCUCUGUGAUUGUGGAACUCUGGCCGCGUGGAGUAGCCUAUUUUGUAACUGAUUUUUUUUUCUCAAAGAUCCGCCGUCUCCUGGGGAGAGGAGGGGAGAAUGGAGUUCGCUUUUGUGUUAUAAAACCAGGGUGGGCCUCUUACCCACUUUUACAGUCGGUGGAUAAAGUACACAGGACUCCUGUGACUUGAUUAGAGGACACAGUGAGCCCAGGAUGCUCCUGAAUCCUCUAGUCCCAUGCUGUAACCACUAGUCAGUGUGAUUUUCCACUUUGCUGGGGGUGCUGUUAACCGCCCCAUUAAGCAGGUGCUUGAUUCCUGCCCUGAGCUGACUGCUGUCAUCCACCUCCAAUCCAGAGUUCUUAAAUUCCUGCCACCCCCACUCCAUGACCUGAACCAUGCUUUUCUCCAGCAGGAGAUCUAGGAUAAUGUUUCUGCAUUAAACAUACAUUUUCUAUUUACGAGAAGCGGUACCAGGAGAACUCAGGAUAGGAGAGUCCUGAGGCAGGAUGGGUAAUUAUGUGAAGGGUUUCCUUUUUCCACCCAUAACCCAUUGUUUACCCAAAUGAGAUGUAAGGAACUCUCUAAGCCAACCCACCCGCUCAUGUGCGUUUCUUAGGCAUUAGACACAAGCCUUAGACUCCUGUUGACAGUCUGGCCUAGCUUCAGACAAGAAACAUUUGAAAACAUACGUGACCUUAGCGAGGAACUUGAACAUCAAACGUUCUGAGCUCUGUUCUGAAUCUCGAAGCUGCGGCUUUAGAGCAGGUUUUGCAUUUGUCAGAACAAGUUCUCCUUUGCGCCGCUUGAAUCCUUGUCCGUUCAUACAGCCCGUGUAUCCAUAUCCCCUCAAUUCCAGGCAUCUGGAUGAAAGGAUAGCCUGAGAGAUGUAGGGUGGGGGUGUUCCUUUUACAGCCCAUAUUGACAAAGAGGAGUGAGGUCAUAUUUUUUUAUUGGACCAAUAUCUGUCGGUGAGGAAGACAAGCUUUCAAGCUACACCGAGCUCUUCUUCAUGUCUGCGGUAUCGCUCACCGACAGAAGUUGGUCCAGUAAAAGAUAUUCCCUCACCCACCUUACCUCUCAUGACCUGGGACCGACCCAGCUACAACGACAAAGGUUCGAUUAAGCAGGCCUGGAAUUGGACUCACCUGUGAGAUUUGCUUAUUGGCAGGCUUACAGGCUAGACAUCAGUCCCCUCGAAACGUAAUCAUAUAGCGUUACCUAGUGCACCUUGGUUGCAGCCCCAGUUAUGCACGACACAAACGAAGGGGUCCUUUAUUUUGCAUUGUGUCUGAUUGGUUAAUUUCCAGCCCCGGCAGUAGAGGGAUAAGGUGCUUCUGGGUCAGAGACAGACUGAAUGUGCAGCGAGGUGUCAGCAGUGUUAGAGGUUUCCUUGAGGUUUGGAGCUCUGGUGGCUCUAAAUCCACAUUUCCAGUUGGGACCUUGGUGCCUUGGCUGUUUCUGGCUGCUGCUUUGGUGCCCUCUACUGGAAUGUGUUGCACUGUACAGGCUGAGGCCUUGGAUUGUCAACCCUGCAUCGUUUGUUUCUGCGUGUGGAAGGGCUACUUUGUUCAAUGUAACAGCUGGCACCGAUGCAUAGAAUUUCACUUUGAUUCUAGUCUCUUUAGUCAGGGCUGUGCCCUGGGCACUUCCGGUUUGGCACCUUCGUUCAGGUGUCUUGAUUUCCAGUUUUGGUGCUAUUUCUGAAACACAGGAGGGCUUCGCCUACCAGAAACCUUGAUUUCUCUCCUCCCACCCCCUUGCCUCAAGCACCCAGGUGGGAUGUUAUAGAGCAACAAGGAGAGAAGGGUUGUUGCCCUUUUUGAACAAAAUCCCCUCUUCCUCCUAAAGCCAGUCUCCAUCUGGGCAUUUUAUACCAUGCUCCUCACCUGUUUUUCAAUCUGAUCUUUGAGACACUUCUCUGCUGACUUUAAAGGUGCUAAUGACUUGGAAGGGUCUAGAGACGCUGCCGUCUGUACCCUGUGGAAUCUAGCACAAACACACCCACGGCGCUGUAACGAGAAGCUGCCUUUGUUCAGCUGGCUUUGUCCCCCGUGAGCCCUUUUCUCCUAUUAAGCAUUGUGUGCUGUAUACUGCAGGACUGAAUCAUUAUCGUUGUGUUAAAAGUCCCGUCCCGGGAGUGCUGUAGAGUUCUGGCUCGCCAUACGUUAUGCAUUUGUUGUGCUGUAUUGCUUUUAUUUUGGGAGGGGGUGGGGGACACAGGAGAAGGCGCUGCGGAUGCUUUUGGGGUGGGGCAGAUUCCCAGCGCACCCUGGAUCCGUUAGCGGCCGCGGCUGCACAAAGCCAGCACCUUCUGUCUCGAAGGAGACUGUUAUAAUUGCAGAAAGGAGUUCAAGGAAGGGUAUGUUGUAGGUAGCCAUAGGUUGCCUUAGCUGUUUUCCACCUAAGGCCCGGGGAGGGGAGGAUGGCGUGCUAGAAAUGGGAACUUAUCUCCCACCCGGCAUGGUCUGUUACAGAUGGUACCUGACCAAGAUAGGGGCUAGAUGCUUGUUAGCUUUUUCUCUGGAACUCCAGGCUGAUGCCAAUAGUGGAGCUGGUUUCCGUGGCUCUGAGGUUUCUUAUGCAGUCAGGCAGGGAGCCGCACUCUGACCCCAAACUCGGCCCUGGUCUACGCUACAGACUUGGGUUGACGCAAGGCAGCUUACAUUGACCUAACCCUGUAAGCAUCUACCCUGAAAUGCAGGUCCCGCCGAUGUAACUCGCCCACUACGCCGACUUAAUAUCUCCACUUUCGUGAGUGGCGUAGCACUUAGACCGAUGCAGUGUCCAUGGAGACAUUGUGUUGCUUCCAUCGGCGGUUGCCGCCUUGCAGAAACCACCCCACAACGCCCCACGCUGACAGUUAAAUCGGUGCGAGCGCUCCUGGUGAGGAUGCACACUGCUGACACAAGCAGUGUAGUGUGGAUGUGCAAAAGCAGUGUAAUUACUGCGGUGGCUGUAAGGCGAAGUACCUUAGGACAACUUAAUUUUGUAGUGUAGACUUGCCCUUGGCAUCUUUCAAUCCUAAUGGAUUGGGAAAGGAAUCACUUAAUGAGUAAUGGGAAGUAACAGUCCACCUGCCCCUCAGGCUCCAGGACCUGUUAAUCACUCCCUUCCUGUGGGCCGUUAGGAGACCACCACUUGCUGCUUUUGCCAUUUGCCACACAGUACUGAGCUGCCGAAGCAACUCCAUGAUACUUGACAGUCACAAGAAGCCUUCGUUGUUUGUUUGAUUGUUUUUUAAAGGGCUGAGCCAGUUGACAGAGGUUGGCUGCAGUGGGGAAAAUCCACUUGUGGGUUAAAAUGGGGAUGUUAAUUUUUAACUUGUUGAGAGAUGGAGGCCGCAAGUUUUUAUGGAUCUGGAAACCUGGGGGAUAUGGAUUUGGCCCACUGGAGAUCAGGGUAACCCAGAUCCCUCCAAGUUCUACACUGCCCAGAGCCAGAAUUUUCAUUUGAGCCCAACUCACUGAGGGACCUUCAGCCUCUGAAAUAACAUGGUAGCGAUUUCACCUUUAAAUCUGCUCCACUAGCUCUGCUCUAUAAUUCAGUCAAUCUUAAAACGUUUCACAUAAAUGAGGCAGGCCCCACCCUGGCCUCUGCUCCCCUCUCUCUUCUGCUGCAGAUGGAAGGAGUGUUUUUAGCCCAGGCCAAAGCUGCUCCGUUGCCUUGGAAGAGAGAGCAGGUUAUUUCUGAUUCCUCCAGAAGCCUUGAUUCUCAUUAGCAACCCCCCGGGCCUUCAAGAGGACGGGUGUCGUGUGCAAGGCCUGCAAGAGAGGUGACCUCUCCCUUCCGUCUCUGGGUAGAGGCAUCACGAAAGGAACAACCUUUGUCCACGGGCUCCUGCCAGUUGUCCUGGGUGCUCUGUGGGAGCAGGACGGCAGCUCUUUGACACAUGGCCUUCCAGGUCGAACAAAGUCUUGCUCUCUUCCCCCACACCUCACAGCAGCCGCCCAAGGAACCAGGUCCUGGGAUUUGCCUUCCCCCAGCACAAAGAACCAGUCUUCAUUUGCAUGGGACUGCAGUGGUGGAAGAACCCACCUGACACCUGCCCUUCAACCAAUAGCUGGCUGUUUUAUAUGGAGAGCUUUUACGAUCAAUAAUGGAAGAAAAUAUAAAAAAAAAACCCACAAAAAUAAAUCCCUGAAAAGCUUAACCACAAGGGUGUAGUAUCUCUAUAAAAGAAAAUACCUAUCUAUGAAUAUAUAUAGAAAUAUAUCGACAUAUAUCAACUUUCCUGAAUGGACGCGCAAUUCCUUAUGCAAUGAAAUUAUUUUUAGAUGUAUCCAAACCUGGACUCCCCGACCCUCCCUCCCUGCUACAGGUUUGUUGUACAAUUCUUGACUUGCUCUGCCUUUCGCAACAAAACUCGCAGAGGUGCAGGCAGGUCGCACUAGCAAAUAAAAAAAUGUUCUUCACCGAAGUGCUCCUGUGAGCAGGUCCUCACAAUUUAGCAUUAGCCUGUGCCAUGGAUUCCCAUUGACCUGUGUGUCCGCAGGGGCGGAGGAGAGUCGUGGCACGGCCCUGUGUUGUAUUUUGCUGUUUAAAAACAAAAUCCUGGCACUUAUCAAUUUGUUCCUUCAGCCACUGUUCUUACCAAACAUAUAAUGUGCCUUUUAUUUAUGCUGCAAAUAUAACAUUAAAAUAUUAA
Molecule: messenger RNA, 15060 nt
Organism: Mauremys mutica (yellowpond turtle)
Lineage: Eukaryota; Metazoa; Chordata; Testudines; Geoemydidae
Product: cyclic AMP-dependent transcription factor ATF-7
Exons: 13
Coding region: 295-1743 (482 amino acids)
Biological process (GO): regulation of transcription by RNA polymerase II
Molecular function (GO): cAMP response element binding; DNA-binding transcription factor activity, RNA polymerase II-specific
Source: RefSeq, a predicted model, not a curated record